CAAAAUGGCAUUUGGUGUCGCACUGCGUUGUUUAUAAUUGCCAGUUGCUGAUCUUACAAAGAAAGAACAAUUUGAAUCCAUUUAAAGAAAUAUAAGAUAUAAACUUUGACUUGAGAUCGAGUGAACAAUGUUGGAGACGAAGAGCAUAGCUGCAUUGGCAUUCGAGGAGACGCCGCGCAAGCGCAAAAGGGAGACACUCUAUAAAAAUGCUCCCCCGCCCCCGAAUGCGCAGCAACAACCCCCAGAAAAGGACGCACAGGAUGCAGCUGUCGUCGCGUCGACGGAGUCCUGCUUCACCAACGCCGCCUUCAGUUCGACGCCCAAGAAGCUGAUGGUGGCCCGUCGCCGUUUGGCCAAGGAGAAUAGCCAUAUCAAUCCGUUUCCCGGCUUGGAGGUCAAGUCUAUAGCUGAUCUUGCCCAGCAGCAGCAGCCGAUGUCCACCAAUCCUUUCGAGGUCCUGCGCCAGCCGCCCAAGAAGAAGAAGCGCGAGCACGCCUGCUUCGAGAAUCCUGGCCUGAAUUUGGAGCUGCCCGAGAAGCAGUUCAAUCCAUAUGAGGUUGUCCGUUUGGCAGCCACGCCCGCCAAGGGCUUCGUGAAUCCUGGCCUGAAUUUGCGCGGCAGUGAUGCGCCAGCCUCGCUAAAUCCCUUCGAGAUCCAUCGGCCCAGCGAGGCGUCCGAGGCUGCCUGCAAUCCCGCAGGUGUGGCCAAUCCGGCACUGGAUGAGCAGCUGCCCACCAGCCUGAAGAUCGGCUUGCCAUUCACACCCACGCUUGGCUGUCGCAUCGAUUUUCACGGCAUGUCGCUGACGCAGCUAACGCCCAGCAAGUUGCUGGCCGAGAAGCUGGUCUUUUCACCCGUGCCCGUUCCCGUUGGCGUUGCAGCGCCCAAGAGAUCGCUGGGCGCCAUCAGCGAGGAGUCCUCGAUGGACAUUGGCAAGGAGCUGGAUCGCUAUCAACUGGAGCUGGAGAACAGCAUCAACGAGGCGAAGCUGAGAAAGAAUGGCGUGCUGCUGGAUAGGGAGGUGACCAGGCAUAGCUUGGAGGUGGAACUGCCCAAGAACACCAAGGUGUCCCACUCGCUGGUCAUGGAGACGGAGACCCAGGUGGUGAUGAACACACAGGUGGACACUCAAGUGGAGAGGCGUCUGGUUUGCACCAGAAGAAGCACACUUACCGAGAUCAGUGAGGCGCCCGAGGUGGAGGAGGUGGAGGAGGACAAGGAGGAGCUGCUCGAAAAAGAUCCCGAGGCCGAGGAGAUUCGCGAGCAGGAGAGGAUGCUAGAGCAAGAGAUGCUCUCAGAGAGGGAGAGACACUCAAAGAGGGAGCAGCAAUUGGAGCAGGAGAAACUGCUGGAGAGACAGAGACACUUGGAGCGCGAGAAGCUGCAGGAGAAGCUGCACGAGCAGCUGCGCGAAAAACUCCAGGAGAGAGCCAAGCAUCUGGAGCAGGAGAAGCUGGAGGAGGAGCGGCUGGAGAGGCAGCUGCAAGAGGAAGGGGAGCCAGUCGACGGCGAUGUGGCCUAUGCCUCCGAAUCCGACGACGAGCCCGACGAUCUGGACUUCAAGGCGCCCACGCGUUUCGUGCGCGCCUACAGACCCGCCGCUCUGCCCACCAAGGCGGCCAGCAAGGAGUCGCUCCACUCCAUCGCCUCCACCAAGUCCUCGAAAUCGGCGGAAGUCAAGCCCAGUGGCGGCAUGAAGGGCAUGAUUAGAAAGUCGAUCCGCAGACUGAUGCAUCCCACGGCGCACACGUCGCCCGAGAAAUGCGAGGACAAGGAUGGACAUGGCCAUGGACAAGGACCCCAUCACAACAUACUCAAUAGCAUACGGCAUAGUUUGCGACGCAGGCCACAGAAGGCAGCGGAGUUGGAGGAGCAGAUGGAGCCCGUGCUCGCCGAUGUCUCCAUCGUCGACACCAGCGAACGGACCAUGAAGCUGCGCUCGAGCGUCGCCCAAACGGAGUACAUGACCAUCGAGCAGCUGACCAACGAGAAGAAGCACUCCCUGCGGAACAGCAUCAGGCGGUCCACGCGGGACGUGCUGCGCCAUGUGUUCCACAAGAGCCACGAUGCCUACGCCACCGCCAAGUGAUGCCUCACAGCUGGCUCCACAGAUUCCACAGAUUGCGUCGAUUUAGAAGGGGUUUCAAGCUGAGCAUCUGAGGCAUUGUGGACACCCCUUUUUGGAAUCGAUCCAAGGCAUUGAGUUCUUUUGAAAUAGAUUUUUCAGCACCUUGAGUUAAGUUAAGUUUUGAAAUGCACCCAAAGAUUGUCACACAAGACCAGCAAACCGAAAGGAAACCUUUUUUCAUCUGAUAACCAAAUGCACUUUACAUCACCUAGUUUUAAUAUAUUCACUUUUUUUUCUCAAAUUUCGAAAGAAGCCAGCUGCAAAUUGUUUCGCACAGUGUUUAUAGUUUUAAGUACUUGAUGUUUGCACGUUUAUUCAUAUAUGUAUGU
Drosophila santomea is the source of this 2457-nucleotide messenger RNA. RefSeq names its product E3 ubiquitin-protein ligase BRE1A (gene pon). Lineage: Eukaryota; Metazoa; Arthropoda; Insecta; Diptera; Drosophilidae. The transcript has 2 exons. The record is from RefSeq and is a predicted model, not a curated record. The coding region runs from base 128 to 2089 and encodes 653 amino acids.